Coffea arabica (coffee) is the source of this 1559-nucleotide messenger RNA. Its product is annotated as E3 ubiquitin-protein ligase PUB22-like. Gene Ontology annotation, biological process: protein ubiquitination. Gene Ontology annotation, molecular function: ubiquitin protein ligase activity. NCBI's taxonomy places the organism in Eukaryota, Viridiplantae, Streptophyta, Magnoliopsida, Gentianales, Rubiaceae. The record is from RefSeq and is a predicted model, not a curated record.
AUAAAUGGAGGAGCAGAAGUAUACGGCUCUUCAAUCUACAACAACCAAUUUCUUCAACUCUAUAAUCUUCAACCCUAUUAUAGAUUGUCAACUCCUCUCCCUACUAAUUCAUUACUUCUGAACUAUUUAUAGCCCCUUUUCUUGAUUCAGUUUUUGAUAGUCUUAGCUUACCUUUUGCUAGGAUUUUAGACCAUUUUCAGCCAUGGAUGAAAUUGAAAUCCCUUCACAGUUUCUUUGUCCAAUUUCUAUGCAACUAAUGAGAGAUCCAGUUAUAGUUGCAACUGGAAUGACAUACGAUAGAGAGAGCAUAGAAAAAUGGUUGUUUACUUGCAAAAAUUCCACUUGUCCAAUGACAAAACAAGAGCUACAAAGCACAGAUCUUACUCCAAAUCAUAAUCUUCGACGGUUGAUUCAGGCAUGGUGCACCCUCAAUUCUUCCAACGGGAUUGAGCGGAUUCCAACUCCAAAGCCACCAGUUGAGAAAUCCCAGAUUUUGAAGCUCAUCAAUGAAGCCAAGAAUUCAACAAAUACUCAGACCAAAUGCUUGCAAAGGCUCAGAUCCAUUUCUGAAGGAAGUCAAAGUAACAGAAAGAGCUUGGAGGCUGCCGGUGCUGUUGAAUUCUUAGCUUCAAUAAUCGAGAAAAAUGAUGAAGCAUGUGAUGAAGCAUUGAAUCUUCUAUAUCAUCUUGAUGCAUCGGAUGCAGAUUUGAAGAAACUCAUGAGUGAUGAUGGCAAAUUUGCGGAGACAUUAAUGCCAGUCUUGAAAUGUGGAAGUUGCCAAUCUCGAGCUUAUGCAAUAAUGAUGCUGAAGUCUGCUUUCAGGGUGGCAGAUCCGGUGCAAUUGAUGACUGCUAAACCUGAAAUUUUCAUCGAAAUAGUCCACAUUUUGAAGGAUCAAAUCUCACAACAAGCUUCGAAGGCUGCAUUGAAGCUCCUUGUGGAUCUUAGUCCAUGGGGAAGAAAUCGAAUAAAGGCAAUCGAGGCGGGGGCAGUUUUAGUCCUGAUUGAGCUACUUCUUGAUUCAUCAGAAAGAAGGGCUAGUGAACUUAUACUAACUCUGUUGGAUCAGAUUUGCAGAACUGCAGAUGGACGAGCAGAAUUGCUGAAGCAUGGGGCCGGAUUAGCUAUAGUUUCCAAGAAAAUCUUUAGGGUUUCUCAAGUCGCAAGUGAUAGAGCUGUGAGAAUACUUUUUUCAAUCUGCAAGUAUUCUCCAACUUCUAGGGUUCUUCAAGAAAUGUUGCAAGUUGGAGUUGUUGCAAAGUUGUGCCUUGUCCUUCAAGUGGAGAACAAUCAGAAGACAAUUGCGAGAGCCAAGGAAAUCUUAUAUUUGCAUGCUAGGAUUUGGAAAGACUCCCCAUGCAUCCCACCUUCUUUGCUUUCUUCUUAUCCGGCUUGAGAAAGUGCAAAAAAAAAAAUUUUUUGGCUUUAUUUGUAUAGUUUUCAUUGGUACACAGCAAAGGACUAGAUGUAAAUUGACAGCAAAAGUAUCUCGGAGAACCGAUUGAAUACGUUGGCAGUUGAGUAGUGCUUUUUUUUAAGCUAAAAUUUUGUCCUUUCCA